GACGAGUUGUUCCAGCUAGUCACAGACCAGGGUUUUCUGACUGAGAGUAAAGUUGUGUGGGAAACACUAAACAACGUUGAGGGAGAUGGCCACUUUGUAGAUGCCAACUUUGUUACAGUGCCACCUAAAGCAGCAGAACCUGUGAAAGUUGACUCGGAUCUUACCCCAGAACAGCAAGCAGACCAAGACUACUUGGUGGCUCUGACAAUGCAGGAGGAGCAACAGAAACAGGAUGAACAACGAAGGAUAUGGGAGGAAUAUAAACAGAAAAAUCUUGGAGGAAAUGAUUCUAUGACAGAUGAGGAGCUUGCUCGACGAUUGCAGGAAGAAGAGAACAGGUAUGCUGCUGCUGCUGCUACUGAGACACAAAACCCGAGACGACAGAGUGGAACUGGCAGUAACAGCUCCAAUAAAAGCAAAAAUAGAGAUUGUGCCCUUCUGUGAAAGUAAACAAUCACACAACACAGCAGCCUUUCAAACACUUUGUGGGAUCAAUUGUGUUGAAAUUGACUCAACUUGUGUAUUGUCUUCGGAGUACUCUGUUGUAUUGGGACAGAAGAGAAAUGUACGUCUUUCAACACGUGGAUUCACCCAGUAACAUGAGUGUUUUUUUAUUUUAAUUUUGUAAACUUAAGAUGUGUUUUGCAGAUAAAAAACAUAGAAAUAGAGAAAAGAAGGUUUCUUUGUUUUAUAACUUUAAAAAAUAAUAUUCAAGUUUUGUGUAAUAUGGUAAUUGAAUUAAUUUAUAGAAUUGGGAGUUUCCCCACCUUCAAGUAUGAAGUUUAGAUGUAACUGUGAACAGUACGUACCUAUAUUUAUGUUUUGUGAUACGUUUAGAUAUAUUGAGAAGUGUAAGACUAUUUUGUGUUUCCUUACUUAAUAGUUUUCAGGCAUCAGUUACGAUACUAUUGUAUUUCCUUUGAGCUGGAAAGAAAUAAAAACAAAAUAUACUGUCGUCAAAAGAAAGUUUUUUUUAAAAUUUCUAAUUUUUGUAUUACUUUAAAAUAUUGAUUGAUUAUUCUUUCGUUCAGAUUUCUGUUAGAACAGACUUGCAUCAAGAUCAUUGCUUAAUUUUCAACCUCUUUAUGUAGCACGUGGUCCAUAAAAGUUUGAUAGUUUCUUUAGAGCAAGUUUUGGAAGUGAAAAUGAAGGCUGAUGUUUUAAAUUUUGUUGCAAUUUGGCUAAUCCAGUUUGACAGUUUGGGGCCAAAUUUGAGAAUCCUGUAGCGAAGACAAACAAAGGAAGACUGGCACAAGUCGUUCAAAUUUCAAAAUUUAAUUUUUUUCUUAGAAUGUUAUUGUUAUACAUAUAUAAACAACAAAAGAAAAUACUGUCACAGAAAACUCUUCAUUUAUCUGUGUUCACUAAUACUAUAAGUUGGUAAUUUGUAGAAAAAAGUUAAAAACUGAAUUUCAUGAUGUGAUGCCAUGUGAAGUAGUUGUAACAUAAUAUUUGAUUUAUAUCAUAAAAACACUCCAUAAUUUAGUUCAGUAUGUCUGUGUGUUGCCAUAUCCUAUUGCUGUGAUAAGUUGAUGUAACUUGAAAGUGGCUAAAAGGAUAACAACAGUUCUAAUGAAGGUUACUACUUUAGUUUUACUUCUUUUACUGACUUUUCUUUUACUUUAUUCAAUGUCACAACUUUUUUUUGCACUUGCACCACAAAACCGUUUAUCCAUUUUUAUCCUUCUGGUUAACACAUGAGGGGAUUCGUUCACGACUGCAGGGAAGGCUGAGAUGUCGUGUUACUCUACUUCUUCUUACUACGAUUACACAAGCAAGAAACAGAACUUUAAGUGUGCAUUACGUGAUUUAUAAUUUGUUAUAUUAUUCUCUUGUAAAAUGUACAGUUUGGGAGCAACUCUACUAACGAUAGUUUAACCCUUGGUUACGUGUACAAGUACCUUACACAAAUAACAUGGGGCAGUUGUGGGAGUGUAAUGAAGCAAUAAACAGAGCUUUAAGUGUGCAUUACGUGAUUUAUAAUUUGUUAUAUUAUUCUCUUGUAAAAUGUACGGUUUGGGAGCAACUCUACUAACGAUAGUUUAACCCUUGGUUACGUGUACAAGUACCUUACAUAAAUAACAUGGGGCAGUUGUGGGAGUGUAAUGAAGCAAGAAACAGAGCUUUAAGUGUGUCUAUGUGCUGGUGCAUUACAUGAUUUAUAAUUUGUUAUAUUAUUCUCUUGUAAAAUGUACGGUUUGGGAGCAACUCUACUAACAAUAGUUUAACCCUUGGUUACAUGUACAAGUACCUUACAUAAAUAACAUGGGGCAGUUGUGGGAGUGUAAUGAACCAGAACACUGGGAACAUAUAAGUUCACUGGUAUAUGUUACAGUACACGUAUCCUGACAGCUUUAAAUCAAAUUAUGCUAGUUUCUUUGUGAAACUGUGAUGUUUUUCACGAUGGUAAUGUGCUUUGAUGGAGGCCAUAAAGAAACUUCAGAAUGUAUAGCUAUAAAUAAGUUUUAUGAAAUUGGUCAUUUAGUUAGCUUCUGGCUUAGUGGUAAUAGUAUUAUGUUCAACAGAAUUUGGUUUUGUAAAGGAUGGCUGGUAGUUAAACACUGUAUAUUAGUGAAUUAAUUCCAAGUUCAAGAAAGCUAUGUUCAGACUUUUUUUUAUCCAGGAUUGUACUGAGAAUAGUCUGGGGUUGCACGGGAACCUUUGAAGAACAUUAAAAAUAGGAGGGCAAUCUUGGUGAGUUUCCAAUAUAUUCCACUAGCUAGCAGUCAAUAAUUGCAUAUUGUUGCCUCACCAUUGAAUACAAGUGGCAGCUUCUCUUAAAGCCGUGAGACACCCCUCAAAGUAUAAAAUGUAUUUCCUUACCCAAGCCUGUAAGGAAAUUGUAUGGACUUUGGGAUAUAUUGGUGGCUCGAAGUUGUGAUUCGGGGUACACGUCAUAAAAAGGUUGGGAACCAAUGCUCUAAGAUACACCAUGUUAAAGUGAUGACUUUGGGCAUUCUAAUUAUCAAAACAGAAUCUGCUUAGAUUCAGAUUAUGUAUUAGUAUUUCUUUCAAUGAGAUACUCUUUAUACCCACUUACAUAGACUGAAACUCGGGUAAGUCCAAAGUAUACAUAAUCCUGCUUUUGAAGUGUGAAAUGAACUUAUUGGGUUAGAGCACUCUUUGUUUAUUUUUCUAAUCUUGAGCUGUUGUGAACUGUCUACAUACUUAGAAUAAUAGGACAGUGGGUGAAAACUUGGGUCGUAGGUUUGUUUUAAUCUCGUUUUAACAGUUACAGCCCAUUGUAUUAGAAUUGAAAAUAUGGUCUUUUCUUGUGACUAACUUUUCCUUAUUUUUGACACUGCGUGCCUGACAUUAUAAGAAUAUUGUAGCGAGAGUGAAAAAGUUAAUAUGGUAACUGUUUCCAGUUUCUCCUAUCUGUUAUGUGGAUAACACAGCUUUAUAAAAUGAGUAAAUUAUUGGAUGAACUGAUGUUUAUUAUUUGUAGCUGGUUACUACGAUAUAAAAAUUAAUUAUUAAUAAAACAAAUUGUUGUUGCCAACUUUUAAGGAGUCUAAAACAAAUAUUAAUAAG
This is a messenger RNA of Limulus polyphemus (Atlantic horseshoe crab), 3534 nucleotides long. Its product is annotated as ubiquitin carboxyl-terminal hydrolase MINDY-2-like. NCBI's taxonomy places the organism in Eukaryota, Metazoa, Arthropoda, Merostomata, Xiphosura, Limulidae. The record is from RefSeq and is a predicted model, not a curated record. The transcript has 4 exons. The annotation marks the transcript as partial. Gene Ontology annotation, biological process: protein K48-linked deubiquitination. Gene Ontology annotation, cellular component: cell periphery; cytosol. Gene Ontology annotation, molecular function: cysteine-type deubiquitinase activity; cysteine-type carboxypeptidase activity; K48-linked deubiquitinase activity.